Messenger RNA from Sporothrix brasiliensis 5110, 1350 nucleotides. RefSeq lists its product as uncharacterized. The coding region runs from base 1 to 1350 and encodes 449 amino acids. NCBI's taxonomy places the organism in Eukaryota, Fungi, Ascomycota, Sordariomycetes, Ophiostomatales, Ophiostomataceae. The record is from RefSeq and is a predicted model, not a curated record. Gene Ontology annotation, molecular function: calcium ion binding. Gene Ontology annotation, cellular component: endoplasmic reticulum. The transcript has 3 exons. Gene Ontology annotation, biological process: endoplasmic reticulum calcium ion homeostasis.
AUGGCGCAGGUUCUCAACAGCUUCUUUGGCGGCGGCAAGGCCGCUGAGAAGCCAAUUGCCUCUGGCGAUGCGGACUUUGCCGACUUCGCAGGCGUCCCCGACCCGGCUCCCGAUGCUUUCGCUGCUGCCGGCGCCGCUGCUGGUGCUGGUGCUGGUGCUGGUGCGGCCGCCCCGGCGGUCACGGCCCGCCCCUACACAAAGUGGUACAACGUGCACGAGCGGUACUCGCUGAGCGACUUCAAGAUCGAGGGCAUCAUCUUUGGGCUGAUGGCCAUUGUGCUCGUCGUGCACUUUAUCGGCACGCGCCUCAACCGCAGCAAAGCCCGCGCCUGGGCCGCGGCGCACGCCAAGCUGCUGGCGGGCGAGUUUGCGCUCGUUGGCUUUGGUCGCGUGCCCGCGUCGGUGGCGGCCCAGGAGGACCAGGGUGCCGCGCUCGAUGCGCUGGCCAGCGCCACGACGUCGGCCGACCCGUCGACGCUGGUCAAGGAGAACUCGCUGUUUGAGUUUGCGGCGUACGCGUCGGGUCGCCAGAACGUGGCCUUUGUCGACACCAAGCUCAAGCUGAUCAAGCGCUUCAACCCGUUUGUCAUCGUUGCCGAGUACAUUGUGUCGUUUUUCCUGGAGAGCCAGCCCGCCCCCUCGGACACGCUCGAGGCCAUCCUGUACCCCUUUGACGGCAAAGAGGCGCUGACGGUGGCUGGCGUGAGCGCCGGCACCUACAAGAGCGGCUACGACGGCUUUGUCUGGGCCAUUGUCAACAAGGACCGCAUGAAGAACGUGCGCGACGAGCGCUUCGACGUGUCCAUCACCUUCACCAAGGACCACGCCAAGCUGCCUCCCUGGCUGACGGUCAUGAGCGAGAGCGCCGAGAUCACCGAGGCCCUGCUCACCCCGGAGCUCAUCAAGGCCGCCGAGGCUGCCGGCGAGAACCUCGACUACCUCAUCAUCUCGGACCAGCCCAUUGAAAAGCCGACUACCCUGGACGAGACCGCCCCCCGGAAGCGCGUUUUCCUCAAGUACCGCCUGCCCUCGAACAACGACUACGAGCCCCUCCUGCCCAUCUACUCGUACUUUGUGCGCUCCGCCGACGUCUUGGUGCAGGCCGCGCACCUGCGCGCCGAGGUCCUGCGCAAGAUCAAGAACACCCGCGACGAGAUUUCCAAGCAGAUCCGCAAGGCUGACGAGGAGGAAAAGGCCGAGGAGCGUGCUCUGGAGCGCGAGCGGCUGCGCAAGCAGAAGCGCGAUGCCGAGCUGAACGCCCUCGACGCCAAGGCCCAGAAGAAGUACCUCGAGCGCGAGCGCGAGAAGGAGCUGCGCAAGGCGGCCAAGAAGUCGACGGUCCGCGGGUAG